Molecule: messenger RNA, 3919 nt
Organism: Pararge aegeria (speckled wood butterfly)
Lineage: Eukaryota; Metazoa; Arthropoda; Insecta; Lepidoptera; Nymphalidae
Product: angiomotin-like protein 2
Exons: 18
Coding region: 215-2959 (914 amino acids)
Biological process (GO): regulation of cell migration; actin cytoskeleton organization
Cellular component (GO): bicellular tight junction; plasma membrane; cytoplasmic vesicle
Source: RefSeq, a predicted model, not a curated record
CUCUGUGACCCCCAUCAAUCAAAUUAUUAGAAAUAAUUCUUUUUUUUGUAAGAUUAAAAAGUUAAUUUGAUUUGUUUUGAUAGUACAGAUUCGUUUUUUCUUUAUAGAUGUCGCAUAGCAAAGUACAAGAGUGAUAUAGUAAACAAGAUGUGGUGUGAAUUGAUUAUAAAUUAAUAACUUGUAGUUGUAACAUAAAAAAGGUCACGUUAUAAAUAUGGGGUCCAUGCGACCGACUGGACGGUUCCUAACGUUUGCUAAUAAUAUUCAGAGGACACAGAAACAACCUGUUCCCAGUGGGUUUCCACAAAGUUUAUCAGGCAGUGAGACAGAUGUAUCAACAUCAAAUGAGAACCUAUCCAGAGAGGAGCGAUACGUGGUCCGCCACACAGCGAGGGUCGAGCCACAAGGUCAAGAGAACCAGAGCCAAACUAAUAAUAACAACAAUAGAAAUUCACUCAAGGAUAGUGUCUCAGGCAGCAAUCGUAACUCACUGAAAGACUCAGUGGGUGGUGGGAACAGCAACCGCAGUUCCUUGGACGUUUCCUCAUCUUCAUACAAUACGCUCAUCAUCCACAAUCAGGAUGAUUCCUGGUCGUCGCGACCAACACCUAUUCGAGAACACGAACGAACAAACAGUGAAGUAAAACAUUCAAACACACAAUCUUCUCCAUACCACACACUGAAGAAGGAGGGUGUGAAGAAACCCAGCGGUAUUCCCCUGCCAAAGAUGCAUAAAGAGCAAACAGUCACUGCGCAUGCUAACUAUAUUGAUAUCGGUGGGCAGAGGAUCUACACAAGCCCUCCUGACCAUGGAGUUCAGGAAAUCACCGAGAUACCAGAUGACUUUCUAAACCAAUCGUCAGUGUUGAAGCAUCUUGCGAAGGAGGUGGCCCAGUCACCCACCCCGCGCGGGCCCACACCCCCCGCCUCCCCGCUCUCCCCGCACUCCAAUAGAGCACCUUCCAAGCCCAGGGAGGAGAGAAAAGGAAAGGGCUCGAAAGCUAAACUUAGUAAAGAGAAGUUGAACUUGUCACGAUCUCAACCUGAUUUGACGAGUGUGGGCGUACGUGCAGUACCUGGUGGAUCCGAGUCCAGUGGCUGGUGCAGCGGUGGCGAGGGUUCACUGGAGGAACCGGAUGAUGCCUUUUCAGCCGUCCUCGAUACCCUGGCCGCAGAAAACCAUCAGCUCAAGAGGCAGCUGGCGGAUGCGUGCGAACGAGUCGCUAAGACUAACAAGGUAAUAUAUAAGUUGGAAGAGGAAGUGGAAAAAGUUCGUACAGCGCAUGAGGAGCUAGUCGGGUCGUGCGAACGGCGCGAGAGGCUCGAGUCGGCCGCGCGGGUGCGACUGCAGGCGGACUGUCGGCGGCUGCAUGAGUUAAAUAGGGCGCUCAAACAACAGGUGGAGCUGUUGUCACAAGGAGUGCGUGCUGAGAACGACGGCAACAGCGAGGCGCUUCGGAAGGAGUUACAGAAUAGAGAGAUGCUGAUCGCGCAACUCAUAACACAGAAUAAAGAGUUAGCUUGUGCGAAAGAGAGGCAAGAGAUAGAAAUGGCGGCGCAGCGAGCGACGUUACAAGAGCAACGCACACAUAUAGACAUCCUCGACACCGCCCUCACCAACGCACAGUCAAAUGUUGUACGAUUGGAAGACGAGUGUCGGCACGCAAGCGGGUACGUGGAACGUGUACUAGGACUUCAGCGGGCACUGUCGUCGUUACAACAAGCGUCCGAUCGUCGCGAGCACACGGAGCGUAAACUGCGAGCCCAGCUCGAGACUGAACUGCAGGCGUUAAGGAAACGGGAAUGCGCAUGCGGCGGCGUGUCUAACAACACGAGCGGGGGUGCGGUCAGCGAGGCGGGGGCGGAAGAAUUAAAGCGCGCGUUAAGGGAGCGAGACGAACGGUUACUGGCCUUGGAGGGAGAAUGUGCCAAGUGGGAGCAGGGAUACCUCGAAGAGGCCGCGCUCCGGCAAGCCGCCGUAUCCGCCGCCUCAAUACCCAAAGACGUGAAGAUCGCGGCGUUGGAGAAAACGUCGGCAGAGUCUGAGCGCCUGAUGGCUGAGGCACGCAGCGAAAAAAUUCGACAUAUGGACGAGUUGCAUUUAGCGCAGAAAAAGGUUGCUGAUCUAGAAAGCAGAGUCAAAGAGCUCGAAUCAAAAGUAGCAGAACGAGACGCCAUGAUUAAAGUAUUACAAAAGCACACGAGCGCUGCGUCGCUGCGGAACAACUCUAGCCGUGAAGAACUCGGUAAUCAGUACCUGAGUAACGUGGGUCUAUCGUCUGGUACAUCGUUCUCCAGUGCGGAGGGGGUGGGUGCGGGCAGCGCGGUGGCGGGCCGAUAUCGACAUCUAACGAGGCGGAACUACUCGCCACACAACGAUAAUGCUAGCGGAUGCGGUUUUGACAGUUCCUCCUUACGACUAGAAGAACAACUAGCAGCCUUGGAAUCUCGCCUGGAGCGGCCGCCCGUGCCCGCCCGUGGCUUGUGUUGCUUCCCCGGACUGGGUACGGUCGGAGCGCGCGGGAAUGGCCGCGGUGAAGAAGCUUUGUUGUUGGAGAGACAAGGCAGAGCGUCGCAACAGACGCGCUCCUCUUCUUUACCGCCGCCACCUUCGGCCUUGCCCCGACCUCCACGGAAACCGUCUGCGAGAACGACUAGAUACGAUCGCCUUGAGCACAGAGACGCGCGGAAGGAUUCCGACGGAUCUGGCUCAAUAGCCUCCACUGCGUCGCGUAGUUCACCGCUGCCGUACGACACAGUGACCCAACGCAAGCUACCUUCGGUGCCAACGUCGGCGUCCUUGCCAGCAGCUGAGUCGCGCGAAUCGCUUGUACGACCGCGUGAUUCCAGUUUACCCUCACCGUCCAAGCUCGCUGUGUAUGCAGCCGCUCGGAGACGCUCUGCCGAAUCUGCCAAAGAUAACAAUAAGCGUGGACAUCAGUAUCGAAUUCAGUUUUAGAACCAGUUUGCGAGGGCUCAUUUUAGGCAAGACCACGUGACAUCAAACCUUUAUACGCGACUGCUUGUAAGUUUACGACCAAUCACAAUUAACGCCUGUUUGAUCAAGCCUUGUGAUUGGUCCUACGUGUGACGCAAUGCAGGCUACCGUAGACUUAAGUUGGACGCCUUGGCUUUGGCGUAUAAGAUUUACAAGCUCACGAACAAAAUGUCGAUUUUGACUAUCGAAAUCUCUAAUUACAGCAUAAUUCAAACUUAGUUAAUCACAGAACAUUUUUUCCUACCUUUUCCGGAUUUUAUUUAAUCUACGAUAUUUUUUGGUUGGUCCCCGUUCGGCCAGGCAAAGAUUGUUGACCAUGCAGCCUACUCUCCUCUUUAAUCUGGAUUCCUGUCAUUAUGGAAUUUCACACGAACUUAUAUCGAUCACAGAUUAUGCUUAAUUUUGGCCACUCUGAAUAAAGCUCCAUUUUUUUUAAAUAAGCAUACAGGCAAUUAGCAAAGACAGUUUUGCAGUUUCAAACACUGGUAACUGUGUCACAGUUGAUCUCUGUAAUUCGACGUUGAACAAGACAGUACUUUUCAUGUUAUUGGCCAUAAUACGUAUUCAAUGUCAUAACUAAAGUAUUAGGGCCCUGAAAAAUAAAACAAUUGUAAAAUAUUGCUCAGAAAAGAUAUAAAUUAAGAUAACGAUAACUUUUAUGUGGACGUUGAAGGCCAAAUCCGAAGCCCUCUGUGUUUCGAGUGAACUUCAAGUACUUAAUACUUAUAUCCAAUCAUAAUGUUUUCGGAUUUUUAAUGGUUUGUAUAAAGACGUAUUAUAAUCGUUAUGGUUUGGCAAUUUCCUAAACCGAAAAAUAUCGGUGAGCCGCCUUCAACGUGAAUAAAGUCAAAGUCCAAAGAGUAUGCCUUUACUAGCAUUUUUAUUAAGGUUGUGUUGUGUUAAAAGUGUUGUGAAUUUAUA